AUGAUUUGCAAAGCGCAAGUUUGUAAAGUUGCUGAACAAUUUGGAAACGACACCAACGAUCAAUCGUCAAAUGAAAACCAGGCAAAGCCUUUGACACAAAGUGAAAUGGAAGCGAUUGAAGCUAGAAUGAUGCUCAGAAAUUGGCAUUUAACAGAGCGAUGUGCAUUUUACGGGUUGGAUCAAGCAGGCAACGAUUCACUUCAUAAACCUAAUCCAUGGGAGUUUUUAAUAAACAAGAAAUAUCAUCUCGUGUGGUGUAACGUUUUCAAAGCAGCAUCAACCUCUUGGAUGUAUAAUUUUAAUUUAUUAGCUGGCUAUUCGCCACAAUUUUUAAAGAAAUCUCAAGUCGUUCCGUUGACGUUGGCAAGGAAGAAAUAUCCCCGACCAUCCGUCGCACAACUCAGCGAAGCUCUCAACACAUCAAUCAGCUUCCUUAUUGUUCGUCAUCCUUUUGAGAGGCUUUUAAGUGCGUAUAAUGAUAAAUUAAAGUACGCACUUCCACAUACUUUCCACCAGAAAUUAGGCAACAUGAUUGUGCGAAAGUAUCGCAAAGCAGUGAAUUUUGAACGAGCUGAUAACGCUUUUCAUCCACUCAUGAAUUCCGUUCACUCGAAAAAUCAACAUUCAAAGCAAAGAAAGCUUGGUUCACGCUGGCCAACAUUUCCCGAGUUUGUUGAUUUUCUUCUUUUCGAAGCAAAGGCCAACACGUAUCUCGACAUGCAUUGGACGCCAGUCACGAAUUUUUGUACACCGUGUCAAGUGAAAUUCGAUGUGAUUGCGAAAUUUGAGACUUUUGAGGACGAUCAAAAAUAUUUGAUCGAAAAAGCGGGUUUAGGAAGUAUAAUUAAGCCGGAACAUAAGAACACAGGAAAAGGGAAAAACACCAACGAGCUGUUAAUGAGUCAUUACGCUGAACUGACCAAAUCUCAAGUCAAAGGCCUUUACCAGGUGUUUAAAUACGAUUUUGAACUUUUCGAUUACAGCCCUGACGAGUUCAUUAAAAUCGCACGAGAAGACGAUCCAUCGUCAGUGAAAAGCAACAGCGUAGAAUAUGUUCAACUAAACAUUGAUAAAGCAAAAGUUUUACCCUUUUCCUAGGAGUACAUUUAAAACUUUUUUUCCUUUUUAAAAAAGGUUUUCAUUUCCGCUUUUGAAAAUUAAGAAAAUUUCUUGUUAAAGUCGUCAGACUUCUUAUUCAUUCAAACUCGAAUACAUUCAAAAGUUAAUUUUAUCUCAUUGCACUUCAUUUGUUAACGAGUUUUAUUAAACAACAAGUAAAAAAGAAAGAAAGAAAGUUUUAAACUUUAGAGCUUUAAAUCAUGCAAAAUUAAUUAAUGAAUUCGACUUGAAAUUCUAAGAAUGAAAACUUUUUGAGCAUUCAUAAUGUUUGAGAUCAAUUAAAAAUUCUUUUAGGCAUUUCGAAACUUUUUCUGAUGAAGAUGCUUUGAAUUUAAUUAAAGUAGAUGAAGAAGAAGAUAAAUUUACUUAAUUAUACACUUAAGACAAAUAAUGAAAGCAAGUAAGAGAAAUUUGUGAUAUUGAUUAAUUUUAGAAAAAGACAAAUUACUUAGAGGAAUUGAAAUUUGUUCAAAAAUUCCAAGAAAGUUGGAGUUAAAGCCAUUAAAGAAACUAAAUCAAUGAUUCAGUCGUCAGAAGGAAACCUCUAAACUUCAACGAAAAUUAAUCCCCCGACAUUAAUUCUAGAAACCAUUUGAAUAAAAUUUCAUUACGCAAUGAGCAAUAGAAUUGUAUUCUAGAAAGCAAAUGUCAAAUUUAAUAUCUUAAUACGAAAUGUUUCCCAAUAGUUUCAGAUCAAAACAUGUAAAUUGCUUCUUACUUCGAUUCAACAAUAGUUAGAAGAAAUGAAAUGUUUUCCGUAGAUCUUAAUAAACUUUGUCCACUUUGAAAAUUUGUUAAAGCAAAAACGUAAUAAAAUGAU
This is a messenger RNA of Clunio marinus, 1939 nucleotides long. The record is from the annotation of a GenBank genome assembly. NCBI's taxonomy places the organism in Eukaryota, Metazoa, Arthropoda, Insecta, Diptera, Chironomidae.